GUGUUGUUAUUUAUUUUUGGCUUCUAUGCGAUUAUUUUGUAAAUCUUAUUACCAGCUCGAACAAUUUGUUGAACUCACAAACUAAAAUCUAGCUAGGAUUGGAUAAAUUACCAAGAGCUUUUACUGGGUGUGUUGAAUUUCAAUGGCCUGAUCCUAAUCCUAAUGGGAAGUCGAAAGAAAGAAACCCAAUUUUGGAAUUGAAUUUGAAAACUCAUCGAGAAAUGGAGCAAUCUCGAGCGGAUUCUUCGACGAGCAUCGAACCUGGAAGUCAGAUUCGGGGGACAUCCCCAAAUUCGAUCACUUGUUCUGUCAUUGAAGAUUGCACCAAAACCCAAUCCGAGAUUUUCAAAGCCAUUGAAGUCGUUGAGAAGGACUCUCUCGCCAUUGCUGAGAGCUUCACCUCUCUCUUUGCUUCUCUGCGUUUGGUUCUCUCCGAGGUCACCAGCAACUCUAUUGAUCAUAUGCAUUGCUUCAACGAUGCUGCAGGCCGCCUUCAAGAAUCUGUGCUUGAUGCGGCAACAAAGGGCAAUCGAUACAUUAAUUCUUCCUUGAGAUUGAAUCAGGAAAUGAAAGGCAUGGACAAUCUAGCUGCUCAGCUAAAGGUUUUGAGGAAGAAUGUGGAUGAACUAGACUUGGCUGUGAACAAGCUCCUAAAUUUUCCAUGAGCUCCGCUCGGUCGUGGUUCUUGCAAGCUCAAGGAUUUUUGUUUUCACCAAAGAGAGAGAAUACAGUUCAUGAAGGAAAAAAAAAACAAAUUCAUUCCAUAGCUUCCUUCACAUUUUAAUCUAGGAAGCAUCUCAUUGCAUGUUAGGCACUUUGAUGUAUUUAUCUAUGAAUAGAUUUUCUAGAUCGCUUUAUAAUUAUACUGGAUUCAAUAAUAAUCAGUCUCUUUUCUUUA
This is a messenger RNA of Benincasa hispida (wax gourd), 898 nucleotides long. RefSeq lists its product as uncharacterized. The record is from RefSeq and is a predicted model, not a curated record. NCBI's taxonomy places the organism in Eukaryota, Viridiplantae, Streptophyta, Magnoliopsida, Cucurbitales, Cucurbitaceae.